Capra hircus (goat) is the source of this 4568-nucleotide messenger RNA. RefSeq names its product family with sequence similarity 196 member B (gene INSYN2B). Gene Ontology annotation, cellular component: postsynaptic density. Gene Ontology annotation, biological process: inhibitory postsynaptic potential. The coding region runs from base 170 to 1771 and encodes 533 amino acids. The transcript has 3 exons. The record is from RefSeq and is a predicted model, not a curated record. NCBI's taxonomy places the organism in Eukaryota, Metazoa, Chordata, Mammalia, Artiodactyla, Bovidae.
GCCCUUUCCCCUCUAAGUAAAACCUACUGGCUGGGAAUGGCCAACAGAGCUGACCGUAUUCAGAGGCAGGUCUCUGUGUCUGAGAUGCUGUCAUUAGAUGUUGCUCCAAAGACCUAAGGAAAUGUGCCCAGGAGAAGUGUAUGGUCCUAAUCCUUUCAACUGAGGCUCAAUGGCCCAGCAAAGCAUGAAAGUGAGGCCUGUGCUUCUGAAACGUAACAGUCUAGAGUCUGUGGAGCUGGUGAAGCAACCUCACCACCGCAGGAGCAAAUCUCAGCAGGUCCGAUUCAAGGAGGAUGGCACCAGUAAGACUCCGCCUGGUCUAGCUGAGGUGGAUGUCCAGACAUCUGAGGACCCGGCUGUAAUGGGCAAGACUCAGGCCUCCAGGCAUCAUCACCUCCCCACCUACUCGCUCUCCUUUCCCAGGUCCCAGAAGGCAGGGGGCUUUCGGAACAUUGCAAUCCAAACGUCCCCCAGUCUCAGGAAGCAUUUCCCGGUUUUCAAAAGGAAGAGACUCACAGCUAGCAAGUCCCUGGUAGAAAUGCCGACAGCAUCCCAAAGUGCCAUCCAGGUGAACGGCAAUCUCUCUGAGCAGGACAUUGUGUCCUCUGAACUUGCCUACUUACGGUUGGCUCAGCAUCUUGAGGAUGGGCCUCGAAGGGUCAAGGUGUCCCACCCGUUUCUCCCUAGAAUGUCCAAGGUGCAAAGCAAUGGGCCUGUGAGCCUAUGCUUUGAAGCUGGGACAUGGAGAGCCUUGGAGAAAGUAACAGCUGCCAUUCAGGUCCCAGAUGAUAUUUACCACAGUCCUACCUGGGCAGGAAGGGAGUCCACUUUGAGCCCAGACCGGUCUGCUGAGAUUAGCAACUCCAUACCCUCUUUGGUUGACAGGCGUCCAGGUGAUGGAAGAAGACAGCUGCCACCAGAUUCAGAAAGUAUCCCCUCCUGCUUAAAUGCCCCCAGUAGAGCCAGUCACACGCCUGGCACAGGGAACCUGCAACCUGAAUUGCUUUUGCCCAAAGAUAACUCCGAUGACAAAGAUCUUGGCCCUCUGUCAUCUAGGUCAAAGGAAAGGUGUGCUCCUUCACAUGCACGGACUCACAGCUCCCCUCCACCUGGCUCCCAGAGUCAGCCAGCCCAACCAGGGGGAGCUUCAGACUGUUCUUCAUUGAGUAACAAUUACCAGGAUCUGCAGUCACUCGAAACGAACAGUGAGUCAGGAUCUGCCCCUGUGUGCCAGGAGCAGACGGCAAAGAACCCCAUCAGGUCAGACAUCCCAGAGCUUCAGAACUGUCCAGGAAGCGGUCACCUCCCCUCCUCUCUCCUCAACCAGGAGACCAAGCAGCAGAGGGUGACUGGCGGGAUUAACCCAAUUCACCUGGCACAGGGCGAGCUCUGCGACCUCCAGGGCAGGCUGCAAUCUGUGGAGGAGUCUCUGCACUCAAACCAAGAGAAAAUUAAAGUCCUUUUGAAUGUAAUUCAAGACUUGGAGAAAGCUCGAGCUCUCACAGAAGGACGCAACUUUUAUCGAACUGGCCAAGAUCUCAACAACUGCAGCACCUGCCAGAACACGGCAUGCAUCAUAUACAGUGUAGAAUAUGAUUUCCGGCAGCAAGAAGGCAGGUUCCACGAAGUUCUACAGGGUCUGGAGGAAGCGGAGCUAGCUGAGGAGGCCUCUCCCCCGCCAAAGUCCCCAGCAGAGCCUCCAGUUCCCGAGAAACAGGACUUGAGGCGGAAAACCAAGAAGGUGAAGAAGAAGUGCUUCUGGUGGAUCUGAGCUCCUGGGGACCAUGCCCUCUGCCCUCCCCGGGGUGGGGAACCAUUGCCCUCAGGCUUCCUCUACUUCCUAGCAAAGGCCCCAGGCUAUCAGCCACUCGACUUCUGGAUGGUUUAGCUGCUGCUGGACGCCUGAUCACAGUGUCACCUGAGUGUGUGCCCUGCUGGCUGAGAAUUUCCUGGGCCUGAGUUAGCACCUGCCUAGCUUCCUGUCAUAUACCCUAGUGUUCAAAUCUAGAUUCCCACCAAGGGCAAAACCCCCAUUGCACUCCCAUACAUCUCAGUGAUGCUCAGCACUUCUUGCUCAUCCUGGGUUUAUCAUCCCAAAGAACAGAAAUAAAAACGUGGUGCAGAGCAGUGAGACAGAGUCUAAGCAGAUACCCAGAAAAAAAUCACAUAUCUCAACUGGCAGUUUUCUAAAAUAUUGGCACUUGUGAGUACAACAGAAGAGGGCAGGGCAUCACAAUGCAAGGUCACCUGGUAGGCGGGGUCGUUUUCACUUUUGAUUAGCCCCUUGAUCCCAAAGCUAGGAUCUGUCAUCUCAUGCUGUGUGCGCCUUAGAGUCUGUAGCAGAGUAAGGACACCACAGGGUGGAAGGGGCCUGCGAGUAUGACCAUCCUGCAGCUGUAGCUACUCCAGGGUGUACCUUAAAUCGCCUUGCUUCUCAGCCUGGGGCCUGAGACUGCUUGGCAGAUGGAUGGGGUCUGGUUUGGGCUUGAACUUAAAGAUUCCAUAAUUAAUUUCCCUGCAACAUUUACAAUCAUGAAAUCCAGCAGUCUGUCUGUCCAUUUCAUCUUACUAGAAACAUAAAUAAGACUAAGAUAAAACACAGCAUCGGUACUUGCCCAUCCAUCCUUGCAGCCUUGUAGAUAAGUUCACAGUCUAUUAAUCUACAUACUGUCCCUUCCUGGUGACCAGACCAUGGUCACCUGAUUGAAGAAGCAGGACUGGGGAUGAGGACAGACUUUUUCCAUCUUAGUAUUAAACGCCUUUCCUUCCCAAAGUCUGAAUUCCUUUAAAGUCUGGCUCAUUCUUUUGAUGAGACCCCCAUACAUGUGGGUCCAGUCAAACUUGCAUGGCUGAGCAGACUACUGAAAUAAUAUAAUUAAGUAAUUGCUAGUAAAUGCUCUUGGGGAUGAGGGGUGGGUUGGCAGGGCUCCUAUUCCUUCUUGUUAAACUCUCUACCAGCCUGUGGUUGGAUUGAGGCUGCCCAGAAAAGAGAUGGUAAACUCAGUGAACAUUCAGUGAAGACGGCAUUUCAUAAUCCCCUUUGCUAAAGACUGAGUGUCUGCGUUAGAGUCUUUGCAGAGUGAAGCACUCUGUGUGAACGUGGGAUGUACAUUCCCCACUGCAAAUUGAGGCUAAUUGAGCAAACCUCUCCGACAGUUUCACCUUCCCUGUCACUGCACUGCAGUGCACAAAGCUAUUUCAGUGAGAGUGAGAGGGAAAUUUGGCAAGGAAUCUCGGCUUGCACUAUUUAAAUCUGGGAAUGUCAUUCAAGAUGUUCUUCUUCUGUUUCUAGCGUAAUGUUUAAACCCACAAAAUGAGACUGGAAUACUUAACAUGAAGUUAGAAUUAAGACAAAUACACUUGUCAUACUUAAGAAGUCACAUUUCAGUAAGAUAUGCCACCACUGGCUAAAAGCCACGAGUCUAUCUGUAUCCACACAAUCAACACGCGGUUGGCCCCAACAACGGAAAAGAACAGCACAGAGGCUAAUCCAAUAAAGCUAAAUCACUGGGGAUCUCUUAUAUAAUUCUAUCUUGUAGUAGAGCUUCCAUCUUAAUUUGCUUUGCUUACACUAAUUUUCAAAUUAAUUUAUGUUCUUGGGCAGCACAAUAGAAUGGAAAUAAUCCUGUUCUCAGAAUUAAGAGGCCCAGGCAACAGAGCAGUCUAUUUCAACAACUCUUAGCAAAUUGUGUAAAUUUUCAGGGCCUGUUUAUCCAUUCUCAAGUGGAGACAGGAACACCUACUCUACUUGUUUUACAAGGUCUGUGUACAUUCCAGCAUCAGAUGAGCAGAACCACUCAGAGCUGACCAGGAUCACUUGCCAAAGUUAGCCUAUAAUGAAGACGAGAUGUCUGGGAACACAAAAUGGAUAAUCCAACAUUUAGAUUACUAACAAGGGUACGCUGUCGUACACAUAUGUUGAGUUGGAGCCUCACAUAAACCCUCAGUUGAGUUAAAUGAUACUGCGGUCAGAACAAGUUGACCUUUCUAGAGAGAAAAAUCAAGCGAGGCUGCGAUGAUUCUAUACCAAAGCACAACACAUUGCUCAGGCCACCAACCUGAAACUGGAUACUCCGUCUCUUCUGAAAACUGAACAUUUAAAAUUUUGUUAUGGGGGAAACAAUUCAGUAAAACCUCCCUGCUAAACAAAAGUGAUCAUUUCUGUGUUAAAAAAAAAAAAAAAGUAUAUAUAUACCAAAACUCUAUACUCAUAUACUCAUGUGAAAAUUGCUUCUUUGUAAAAUAUUAUAUAACCUCUACCAUGAUCUCUUACAGAAACGCUGUACUUGAGGUUGUCUGGUUUUAUGGAAAGAUAUUAAUUUAGCAAAAGUUACUUUUAUAAAAUUGAAAGGAAAAAGACUGAUACAUCAGCUUAAGUUGCAGGAGUUUAUGUAGCUGCUUUCUCUGUAGUUAAGAAAAUAUGUACUCACUAUACUUGGAACUUAAUACCAGCUCAUCUACAGAGCACCUUCUUAAAGACUGUACUAAUGUAAGGUUUUGUAAAUUUCUAAACUGUUUUAAAUGGGAUAUUAUCUUUUGCAAUAAACUUAAAUAUUUUUCCUAGGUUU